GGUCAGCAGGAAGGACUUCCGGGGAGCGCCGGCAGCAGCGCCGCCGCCAUGACCUCGCUCCGCGCCUUCACCUGCGACGACCUCUUCCGCUUCAACAACAUCAACCUGGACCCGCUGACCGAGACCUACGGCAUUCCUUUCUACCUGCAGUACCUGGCGCACUGGCCCGAGUACUUCAUCGUGGCGGAGGCACCGGGCGGGGAGCUCAUGGGUUACAGUGCCGCCGCCGAGAGCCGUAAGGCUGGGGGUCGUUCCGACGGAGCUCCGUGUCCAGACAGAAGUGUGGCCCUCGAGGUACGCCGCUGUGUGACCCACAAUUGUACAGAGCUGCCGAAUCUAAUGGGUAAAGCAGAAGGCUCUGUGGCUAGAGAAGAGUGGCAUGGGCAUGUUACUGCGCUCUCUGUUGCACCGGAAUUUCGGCGGCUGGGUUUGGCUGCCAAACUGAUGGAACUACUGGAAGAAAUUUCAGAGAAAAAGGGUGGAUUUUUCGUUGAUCUCUUUGUGAGAGUAUCAAAUCAGGUUGCAGUAAAUAUGUAUAAGCAACUAGGCUACAGCGUAUACCGGACAGUGUUAGAGUACUACUCUGCUAGCAACGGGGAGCCAGACGAAGAUGCUUAUGAUAUGAGAAAAGCUCUUUCCAGGGAUACGGAGAAGAAAUCAAUUAUACCUCUGCCCCAUCCUGUGAGACCAGAAGACAUUGAGUAACUGUAAGCUGUGAUUCUAAGAAAACAUACUAAGAGUGUCAGGUUCUUUCUCUGCCAGCCUAUCUAGGACUUACAGAUGAGAAAUCUUAGGCUUGAUCUCCUCUUCAUAUGAAACACUGAAAACAAUACUGAGAAGCCUAUGUACACUGCCUCUAUUGAUAAAAUAGCUACGUACUUUUGCAUUUGCUCUCAUGAUUUUCAUCUCAAAUAUCGGAAAUGCAGACUAUUAAAUGAGGUAACCCCUGA
Lagopus leucura (white-tailed ptarmigan) is the source of this 950-nucleotide messenger RNA. It is a transcript of the gene NAA20, whose product is annotated as N-alpha-acetyltransferase 20, NatB catalytic subunit. Gene Ontology annotation, cellular component: NatB complex. Gene Ontology annotation, molecular function: protein-N-terminal amino-acid acetyltransferase activity. NCBI's taxonomy places the organism in Eukaryota, Metazoa, Chordata, Aves, Galliformes, Phasianidae. Gene Ontology annotation, biological process: N-terminal peptidyl-methionine acetylation. Bases 49 to 705 code for a protein of 218 amino acids. The transcript is spliced from 7 exons. The record is from RefSeq and is a predicted model, not a curated record.